Pristis pectinata (smalltooth sawfish) is the source of this 1265-nucleotide messenger RNA. Its product is annotated as SRSF protein kinase 2-like. The coding region runs from base 81 to 1265 and encodes 394 amino acids. Gene Ontology annotation, biological process: regulation of mRNA processing; spliceosomal complex assembly; protein phosphorylation. The record is from RefSeq and is a predicted model, not a curated record. Lineage: Eukaryota; Metazoa; Chordata; Chondrichthyes; Rhinopristiformes; Pristidae. The transcript has 11 exons. Gene Ontology annotation, molecular function: protein kinase activity; ATP binding.
CACUGAAGCAUUGUCAUUUGUAAUUCCAAUAAAAAGAACAAGAGGUUCUUAGCCAAGAACGCAGCGGUCAAAUCGUCAAUAUGUCAAUGCAGCUUGUUGAGGAGGGGGAGGAGGACCCAGCUGAAUACUGCACUGGAGGUUACCAUCCAGUGAAAUUAGGGGACAUAUUUAAUGGAAGAUACCAAGUAAUGAGAAAGUUGGGAUGGGGCUUUUACUCCACAGUCUGGCUUUGUUGGGAUCUGCUAAAAAAUAAAUACGUGGCAGUGAAGGUGGCGAAGAGUGGAAAGGGGUUUACAGAGGCUGCCCAGGACGAGAUCAGGCUUCUCAGAUGUGUGAGAUGGAACAGCUCAAAGGAUCCAGAUAAGGAGCGAAUUGUCCAGCUUUUAGAUGAUUUCAUAAUAGUUGGUCUGAAUGGUGUUCAUGUGUGUUUGGUUACUGAACUACUAGGUAAUCAUCUUCAUCACUGGAUUAUUAAAUCCAAUUGGCAGGGACUACCCAUGCGUUGUGUCAAAAAGAUCAUUCAACAGGUUCUUCAAGGGUUGAACUAUCUGCAUACUAAGUGCAAGAUUCUGCACACGGAUAUCAAACCAGAUAACAUUCUCUUAUGUGUCAACCAGAAGUAUCUCAAUCGAUUAGCUAUCUCCAUGCAACAAGGAGCAGAAGAAGGAGCACUGAGUCUAACAGGGGAAAUUAACACAGAACGAUCACUCCUGAACCCUUUGGAUCCUAAAUAUGCUGAAGAAAUAAGCAUAAAAAUUGUGGACCUGGGAAGUGGCUGCUGGACGUUCAAACAUGUUACAGAAAAGAUCCAGACGAGACCAUACCGUGCACUGGAGACCAUCCUCGGAGCUGGUUAUGGCCCUCCUGCUGACAUCUGGAGCACAGCCUGUGUGGCAUUCGAGUUGGCAACAGGUGAAUACCUGUUUGACCCUCGACCUGGAAAGACCUUCUCCCAAGAUGAGGACCACAUUGCACAUAUUAUUGAGCUGCUUGGGAGAAUUCCUUUGAAGUGUGCACUAUCUGGGAAGUAUUCCAAAGAUUUGUUCAACCGUAAAGGUGAGCUACGUCAUAUCAAGACACUAAGACCUUGGGGAUUGUAUGAUGUUCUCAUCGAGAAAUAUGACUUCCCAUUGGCUGACGCAGCUCUGUUUUCAGACUUCCUUCAUCAAAUGCUGAGCUUUAUACCAGAGAAACGGGCAACUGCAGAACACUGCCUCCAACACCCAUGGCUGAGAAAUGAGGUCGCUAAUGACUCUUUCAGCUAG